GUAAUUAUGGGCGUAAACAGUGUAGAAGAGGGCCAUAAGAUUAUAGAUGAGCUUAAGACUGAAGACCAGGAGAUGGUGUUUGACGUGAAGGCCCUACACCUGGACCUGUCAUCCCUUGAAUCUGUGCGCAAAUUCGCCAAACAAGUGGCCAAAGAGGAGCCAAAAAUCGAUGUACUGAUCAAUAGUGGCGAACGACUGGUCGGCAAACUAGUCAUCACUGACGAGGGCUUUGAGAAGCAAUUUGUCGAAAACUAUUUGGGUCACUUCCUAUUGACACACCUAUUACUGGAUAACCUAAAGGCGGCGCCCAAUGGACGGGUAAUCAACGUGUCGGAUAUGUUGCACCACAUCGGCUCCAUUGACUUCACGGACCUGAACCUGACCCGCGAGUACAACCUAUUUCUGGCCUACGCGCGUAGCAAACUGGCCCAGGUGCUGUUCACCCGGGAACUGGCCGAUCGGCUCCGGGAGACACCGGUCACUGUGUAUGCGCUCAACACCAAUAUAUGGCGCCAUUGGAAGCCCUUCCCAGAGGAGGACUGGCGGCACGUGUUCAAUAUAUCGGAUGAGUCCUGA
This is a messenger RNA of Oppiella nova, 576 nucleotides long. The record is from the annotation of a GenBank genome assembly. Lineage: Eukaryota; Metazoa; Arthropoda; Arachnida; Sarcoptiformes; Oppiidae.